CCUUCCCCUGCCUCCCCGCCGCCUCCUAGCCUCCUCCUCCUGCGGGUGCGGGUGUGCUAGGCAGACGACGCGAGGUGGAGCGAGCGGGCGGGCGCUGCCGCAGCCCGCAACCCUGGCGCCUGUCGCCGCCGGGAGCCCCGCAAUAUGCCGCCGCGGCCCUCUGGCUCUCGGCCAUGGCGAGGCUCAGCCGGCGCGUCCCGUGCACCCUGCUCCUUGGCCUGGCAGCUGUGCUGCUGAAGGCGCGGCUGGUCCACGCCGCUGCCAGGGCUGAGCUCAGCCGCUCGGAUCUCAGCCUCAUCCAACAGCAGCAGCAGCAGCAACGGCAGCGGGAGGAGACUGAGGAGGAGAGGCCAGAGGUGCCUGGGGCAUCCUCCACCGUCUCUGUUCCAGUGUCUGUAUUUAUGCUGAAAGUCCAGGUGAAUGACAUCAUCAGUCGCCAGUACCUGAGUCAAGCAGUUGUAGAAGUGUUUGUAAACUACACGAAGACCAAUUCGACAGUAACCAAAAGCAAUGGAGCAGUGCUGAUAAGAGUACCCUAUAAACUAGGACUCAGCUUAACCAUCAUUGCUUACAAAGAUGGCUAUGUGCUGACACCUCUGCCCUGGAAGACCGGAAGAAUGCCAAUAUAUUCAUCAAUUACACUUUCACUGUUCCCGCAAAGCCAAGCGAAUAUAUGGCUAUUUGAAGACACUGUUUUAAUUACUGGAAAAUUAGCUGAUGCCAAAUCUCAACCAAGUGUUCAGUUUUCAAAAGCCUUAAUUCAACUGCCAGACAACCAUCACAUUAGCAAUGUUACAGGCUAUCUUACAGUUCUACAACAGUUUUUGAAAGUGGACAAUUUUCUGUAUACAUCUGGAAUUACUCUUAAUAAAUCAGGUUUUGAAAGUAUUGAAUUGACUCCUCUUGCUGCAAUAUGUGUGAAGAUAUAUUCUGGAGGAAAAGAAUUGAAGGUGGAUGGGUCUAUUCAAGUUUCUCUCCCCCUUCUACAUACAAAUGAUAUGAGUGCAGGGGAUCACAUACCUGCCUGGACAUUUGAUAUGAACACAGGUACUUGGAUAAAUCAUGGCCAGGGAAUGGUCAAGGAAUAUAAUAAUCAUUUAAUCUGGACAUACAACGCACCACAUUUGGGCUACUGGAUAGCAGCUCCUCUUCCAGGAACUAGAGGUUCAGGUAUAAAUGGAGACCCAAAGGACAUCACUGCCUACCACACAGUGUUUCUCACAGCCAUAUUAGGAGGAACAAUAGUCAUUGUCAUUGGAUUUUUUGCUGUGCUGCUUUGUUACUGCAGGGAUAAGUGUGGUGCUCCACAGAAACGAGAAAGAAAUAUCACUAAACUUGAGGUCCUCAAGAGAGACCAGACAACUUCAACAACACACAUCAAUCACAUCAGCUCAGUCAAAGUUGCGCUGAAAGCUGAGGACAAGUCACAGUUAUUCAAUGAAAACUCCUCUUACAGCCCGCAGAAAAGGGAACCAUCAAAGGCAGAAGCAGAAGAAAGAGUUUCUAUGGUAAAAACUCGGGAUAAUUUUAAAAUCUACAGUGAAGAUGUUUCAUUUCUGUCGGCCAGUCAAAAUAAUUACUCAAGAAACCCAACACAGUCUUUGGAGUCCAGCGUAGGGUCCAAGCAGCCUAAACAUAUGAGCAAACAAUCUAUCUUCCCUAGGUGAGGCUCAAGAAGAAAGAGGUAUCUCACAGGCAGUGAAGAGGUGUACGGGCGUUCCCACAUUCCUGAACAGCUGAUGCAUAUCUACAGCCAGCCUAUUGCCAUCCUUCAGACAUCUGACCUUUUCUCCACUCCAGAGCAGUUACAUGCUGCCAAGUCAGCCACUUUGCCAAGAAAGGGUCAGUUAGUCUAUGGCCCGUUGAUGGAACCGGUUAAUAGAGAGAACUUUACACAGACCUUGCAAAUGCAAGCACAUUCUCAUACACAGCCUCCAGAUGAGGAAGAGAAUGUCCCCCUUGAAGGCCAACAGAGCUUGCCAUCCCCUUCAGACUGGAGCCGGUAUUCAACAGCUUAUUAGAAUCUGUUUCUGUUUCCCGGAACACUAAACGAAGCUGUUGUAAUGACUCCCUUUUCAUCAGAGCUCCAAGGAAUUUCAGAACAGACCCUCCUGGAGCUGUCCAAAGGAAAGCUCCCUCACCCCAGAGCCUGGUUCGUGUCUCUUGAUGAGCCAGUCGCACAAGUGAGGCAUUCCUUCAUAGACCUGAAAAAGGGCAAGAGAACCCAGAGCAAUGACACCACUGACUCCGGGGUGGACAUGAAUGAGCAUCACUCAAGUAGAAAAACUCGAGAGAGAAAAACGUUCAUCAAAAGCAUGCAUCAGCCUAAGAUUCUUUACUUAGAAGAUUUAGACCUGAGCAAGGAGAGCGGAACCACGGUCUGCUCGCCCGAGGACCCCGCUUUGAGGCAUCUGGAUGGAGGGAGUGGAGCUAUCAUGGAGCCUAGGGAAGAGUCCCCAGGAAGGAGAAGCACUGGUGAAGAUUUUGAAGCCAAUACGUCCCCCACUAAAAAAAGGGGCCGACCACCACUAGCCAAAAGAGAUAGCAAAACCAAUAUCUGGAAGAAGCGAGAGGAACGCCCACUGAUUCCCAUAAAUUAACAGCAAGGAUGGUGGUGUAUCUGCUCCCUUGCACUGUUCAUUCUUGCUGCUUGUUGUAAAUUGCAGUAUGAACUUCUUCAGAAGGUGAGACUGAGCGAUCUAAUGGUCCCUGGACAUGUCUCAAGCAGGAGUGUAAAUAGUAAAAUGGUAAUUCAGUAGAUGAGAGAGAAAGAUACUAAGGAAUGCUUUUUUCUGACGUACUCUUUUCAUUUGUUUUUGGGUGCUGAAUUUGAAGUAUCCAGGAGUUCAAAAUGUCAAAUAGCUUCAAGAUGCUAGUCAUCUGAAAUGUUGCUCAGUCAGCCGACUCAGCCCUGACUCUUAAGAAUAACAUUGUGUAAUGCACACUCUCCUAAAGUUUCUUCCAUUUAAAACCGUAGCCUCUGCUUUGAUGAGUACCACCCUGUGAAACAUU
Molecule: messenger RNA, 3012 nt
Organism: Phyllostomus discolor (pale spear-nosed bat)
Lineage: Eukaryota; Metazoa; Chordata; Mammalia; Chiroptera; Phyllostomidae
Product: protein FAM171B
Source: RefSeq, a predicted model, not a curated record